AAUUUUCAAAUCUAUUCAAAGUGUGGUCUUCCAACAAAAACAUUCCCUUGAAGAAAGUAGAAGCUAUGAGUGUUCCACAAACUGUCCAGGAACUUCUCCUGCCUGAGAAUUGUGUAAACUCGUCACGUAUCAGGGCAUUUCUUGUGCUCUCCCGAAUUGCCACUGAUGAUACUGUCAGAACUCAUUUGAAUGAGAUUGAUACCAGCAAGUGCGAUAUAUUCUUUACCAGCACGAUUGUACCUGAAUGGAAUGCAAGAGCUCAAGCCAUCCGAUACUGCUCUGACUAUGCCCAGAGCUUGCGCCAGGAAAUCGGGGCCACUGUCGGUGACAUUAAAGAUGUACAACAAAAGUUUGAUUUGAGAUUGAACCCUUACGCUCUGCGAGACUACCAGGAACAAGUUGAACAAAAGAGCGCCAAGAUCGAAACUAUAGAGAAUUGGGUGCAAAACGAAACGACUGUCGAGUCGAUCUUGAAGAACCAAACGGCUGAAACUUUCAGUCAAAAGUGUCAAUAUAAGGACUGGCUUCAGUAUGCCAUUGACAUUUCCAAAUGAUGUAGUCUGUAAAGAAUCUUGUGUAUAUAUUUUUGAAAUAAUGAAUGCCUGAACAUAGUAAUACAUUGGUCGAAUAUAGUGUCUCUUAGUGUUUAUGGGCAGCGGCUGCUGCCAAGUAUGCAAAUCCUUUAGUAUCCUUCAGUUUACUUCCAGCUUCCGGCGUCUUGUCCUUCUUGAUUGGGAUACUGGGAGUGGAUUUAGCGGCACUAGAGGAGGAUUUUGGUCUGGUUUUUUUGGGGGGUGGUGCUUCCUUUUCUUUUGGUUUGGCCAGGCUGCCGUUUGAGGCAUUUUGUUUCGCAACCAUAUCCUUCGCAAUCAAUAGGCAGUCUAUCCAUCCGUAGUCAGAACCAAGUUUUACUUCCUUUCCAGCCUUAUCAACAACAGCCACCAUAU
Yamadazyma tenuis ATCC 10573 is the source of this 947-nucleotide messenger RNA. NCBI's taxonomy places the organism in Eukaryota, Fungi, Ascomycota, Pichiomycetes, Serinales, Debaryomycetaceae. The record is from RefSeq and is a predicted model, not a curated record.